Molecule: messenger RNA, 1776 nt
Organism: Scleropages formosus (Asian bonytongue)
Lineage: Eukaryota; Metazoa; Chordata; Actinopteri; Osteoglossiformes; Osteoglossidae
Product: collagen alpha-1(XI) chain-like
Exons: 5
Coding region: 17-862 (281 amino acids)
Source: RefSeq, a predicted model, not a curated record
GAGGCAGCGUUCGGUGAUGGCAGUUGACUCUUGCAACAGCACGAAUCAGUUAAGGGUUUCGAGGCAGUUUGGCAGCUUUAAACUCUUAACAAAUACCGCCUGCUGCGAUUUUAGGUGUCUGUACUUUUUCGAAAGAAAUCGAGUCAUGCUUGUUUGCGCGGCGCUGCUGUUUCCGGUGGUAGCGCUCGCGGCCGCAGCGCGUGGCGCUCUCGUUCGGAGACUAGAUGCCGCGGAGGGGUCGGGGACAGCGCUCCCAGAGAAAAUAGAUCUACUGGAGUUCUUCUCCUGGCAAGCAGCAAACAGCGACACCGUGUCUCUCUCCACUGGGCCUGAUGAAUGUAUGAAUCUGCACAUCGGCCAUUAUGCCACCCUUGCUCUGCCCACUUACCAGGCAUUUGGAACCAGUUUUGCAGAUGAGUUCAGUGUGUUGAUGCAGCUGCGCAGCUCCCAGCAGGAGGACCGCAGCUUGCUGACUGUGCUGAGUCCUCAAGGUCACAUUCUGCUUCAGGUCCGCCUUAGUCCCAGAGCCUUGAACUUCAUCACAACACAGCAGCGCCUCUACGAGUUCCCGGUGGUGUUCCUGUCAGAUGGCGAGUGGCACCAUGUCUCUCUCGCUGUAUCAGUGCUGAGUCUGGCCCUCUAUGUAGACUGCAUGCUGGUGGAAAGUGUGGACUGGACCUACCUAGACUUGGACAUCAUCACCGAUAGCUUGCUGAUGGUAGGAGGCAUCAUUGAGGACUUUGAAACUCCAUUUGAGGGAGAUCUCAGACAGUUGACCUUUGUAAUGGGUGAUCCCAAUGCUGCUAAGGACCACUGUCGCCUCCACCUGCCUGUGUGUAGGAGAUCAGUCAAGACGCCAUGAACCCAUAAGACAUCCCAACCCUUGGAGUUACCUAUACAGUCCUCAUCAUGUAUCCUUAAGUGCUUAAAAAAUGGCAAGAGUAGAACAUGUCAUUCAAUAUUGUAUCUAGAAGGAUUUUGCUUUGCAACACAUGUAAAUUUAGCCGACACAGUGUGCAGCUGUUACCCCAUGUGUGGUAUAGCAUACAAUAACAUACACCCCAUGCCUUACCUUUAAAAACUAAAAGCACAGGAAAAUGAGCAUAAUCAAGUCUUCUAAACUCAUGUUGUGACAUCUAUCAUCUCCUUAGAGCUCUGUGUUUACUGGUUUAGUGAUAGCCUUUAAAGUGGCAUUUUUGGCAUAUUCUCUGCUCAGUUUGACUUAUUUUGUUCCAUCUGGUGUCUUAUGCUGUCCACGAAUGACUUAGAACACUUGAUAAAAUUCUGAAAGCUCCAUUUAUGCAAAUGUCACAUUGAUGUAUGAAAAUUAUUAAAGACCCCUGUUAUAAUUAGGAGUGUAUAGUACAGAGCAUAAUUUUAAAAUGUGUAAUAAAAGUGUUUUUUUGUAUCAGUAUUUUUCAAGUUUCUCAAUGUUUUGAGCUCGUUUGUGUCACGACCAUGCCCGCAUCUCAACCAGUAGCACCUGGCUCCAAUUAAGUACCUGGCAUUAAUCAGCCACUCUGCUUUAAAAACAUCUCUCAGCCCCUGCUCACUUGCGGAAUCUCAUUGAGACAACUGUCCUGUCUGACUCGCCUCGUUCCCCAGUCCCGCUCCACGGCCCAUUCGGAAAACGACCGCCCGCUUUGUCUCACGAAAACGACUUCUGAGCCUUGCCUCUGUCCUGUUCGCUGAUCGACCGAUUCUUUGCCCGUCCCUGACAAAAAGAACACGUCUAAUCCCUUGGUUCUGAAUAAACAAUCCUGCAGUUGGUCUAGC